UCGAGAUCCCCCACACAUCGCGCGUGGCUUCUGUAGGAAGUGGGAGCUUCUUUCGCCCAUCUUACGCGUUUUCCGUUUGGAAAAUGGGCACCGGCUGUCAUUUGGUAGAUAAAUUGUGUUUAUAGAAAAAACGAAAUUAGUUUGAAAGAUAAUUAAUAUUUUAAGUUUAAUAUUGAGCAGUAAUGAAAUUAUAUAACGGUAUAAUAGUUUGAUAGAAUCGACGCCGAGUAGUGUUGUGUCCUAUGUAUUGUAUUAAGAACGAUGCCUUUAACACAGUGCCAUGAAAAUCUAUGUUGCCUCGCUGUUUACACUUUUUAUUCUUCAUUCAAUCUUAAAUAAAUUCGAGGAUUAAACCUUCUAUUACGCUAUUAUUAUAUAUUUAUUGGCAUUGGGGUGGGGGGUAAGUUAGUUACUGCAGUUGACAGUUUUAUCCGUCACGUCGCAUCCCACAUAUCGAGGACUCCCAAUCUUUUUACUCCUACACACCACCACUCAUAUUGAAGCUUGCUGGAUUUCUUACGGGCAAGAUAUAACAGAAUGGGUUCCAGUCAACAAUUUUCUCUUAGGUGGAAUAAUUAUUUAAGACAUAUUACUUGUGCUUUUGGUACAUUAAGGACAGAUGAAGAUCUCGUUGAUGUUACAUUAAGUUGCGAGGGCAAGCGGAUUAGAGCACACAAAAUGCUCUUAUCGGCAUGUAGCACAUAUUUCAGAGAUCUUUUCAAGGAAAAUCCAUGUCAACAUCCAGUCAUAAUAUUCCGUAAUGUAAAAUUUGAUGACCUAGCAGCCUUGGUAGAUUUUAUGUAUCGAGGCGAAGUUAACGUUGUUCAAGAGCAACUUACUAGCUUUUUAACAACAGCUGAGUUGUUAGCCGUUCAAGGUCUCACCGAUGGUACAGGGAAAGAUAAAGAUGGUUUGGUUGAGGAUGAUUUGGAAAUUCCCAACGAACCAGAAAUACAACUACAGAAUUCUUCUAUUAAAUCUACAAUGGAUACCAAAAGAAGUAAAUCUCCUUCUUCACCGAUGCCAUAUCAUGCAGUCGAAUUACAAACCGGAUCGCCACCUACAAAGAGACGAAAAUGUCGUGAUAACACCAGCACUAAUGCGGAUAAGACAGUUAGCAACACAUUAUCUGGAAAAGACUCUGACAACAAGAUAUCAGAUAAUCAAACAUUAUCUGGCUCAGAUCCUGUUGAAAUAAUUCCAUUAAUGCCAAAUCUAAAGCUAGAAAUGCCUGAAUAUUUGGAACAAGAUGGCAGUAGUUGCAGUUAUGAAGAACAAAGCAUAGGAGAUAGUUCAUUGAACAAAAUUGGAAUUGAAGAUACACCAUCUAACACACCUGAUCAUGAUCAGAAGCCGGACAUUACUCAAACUUUUUAUACUAGUACUCAUUCUGUUUCUGAUAGUUUGGAUAGUAAACAUCAGUUGGCAGACGUUGGACACCUACUAUCAAAGCCCAGUACUUCAGGAGAGAGGUUAGCACAGGAAGCAGUACAGGGGGGGGUGGGACGCAAUUGGAAGCAUGUUGGCGAUACAACUGGUCAAGUGGUGAUGCAGGGUCCAGGAUGUUUUUCCUGCAGACUCUGUGGAAGCGUUUACAAGCACCUUGCUUCGCUGACCCAGCACCUCGAAGUGCAUCGCAACCAGACGACCUGCAUCCUAUGUCACACCACUCUCAGUCGUAGAACCGACCUGCGACGUCAUAUGCGUCUGAAACAUAACAUGCAAUGGCAAAAAACGAUGCAGAGGCAACGCAGUCCGAAAAAAAAAUUGGACUCGUAAUUUUAAAAGACUCCUCCUCGUUAUUUGUUUUUUUUUUUUGUUCUUUAUCUUCUCUUAUUUUAUCUUUUUAUCGACGCGAUUAAUUAUUUCUCUCAUUUUCUUUCUUUCUUUCUUUCUUUUUCUCUUUCUAUCUCCAUUGAAAAAGAUAAAAAAAAAUUCAAGUCAACAUUUUCAAUCCUUUAUCGACGCGUCGAACGAAAAAUAUUUUUGUUCUCUUUUCAUACACAAUAUAUAUAGCUUUCUUUUUUUAUAUUUUUUGUUGUUGUUCUUUUUUUUUUGAAAGUUUAUUAUACUGAAUCCUUUUAUAAGCACGGUUUAUUCGUUCUCGUGUUUAAACUAAACAGUAGCGAUAAAAAAUGUCUGCUAUAAUGAGACUGUUGUAUGAAUUUAUUUUAAGUUUUACCUAUAUGGGAAAUGUGUUAUAAAAAUAUCGUGUUAUAAGAGGAUUGAGGGAUAUUUUUCUUUCACCAUCCGCGUAUAUUCGUUAUAUAUCAUUCGAUAUUUUUAUUUUUCAAUACUUGUCGACCGAUCCAAUUAUAUUUGAUAGGAUGGUUAUAUUUAAAUAUUGAAAAUUAGUAGAUUAGUAGAUUAGUUUAUCUUAAUCGUGAUAAAUGUCUAUUGAAAAAAGAAAAAAUAAGAAAAAAGGAAAAAAAAAAAGGAAGAAAGAAAAAAUAAUUACACAAAUGCGUAACACACUCGCUUUCAUCUUCUAGUCAUCGAUGACUGAGCUUAGAAAAUAAUUCUAAUUAAUAAUUUCGUGAUCUCCUUUUUAAAUCUUACGUUAGUUUAUAUUUAUUUACAUAUUAUUAUAUUAAUAUUCAAAGUUCCUUUUCAUUUUGUCAACCACAUUGCUCUCUCUCUCUCUUUCUCUUUUUUAUUUUAUUUUAUUUCUCCAACAAAUCAUAUCAAAAUUAUCAUUUUUAUUUAGUAUUAUUACUCUCUGAGAUAUGAACUUAUAAGACUACAAAAAAAGAUAUCCUUAAAAAAAAAGGGGACGGGAAUCAAACUUUGUCCUCAUAAUCCGCCAUAUUUGUUUCCAGUGACUUGCUUGCAAUCAUAAAUCGAUAUCAUAUCGUUUACUAUCAAAAUCGUCUCGUUCGAAUUAUAAAAUUAAAUAAAAAAGAAAGAAAAAAAGAUCGAUAACAGAUUUUUCGAUCGAAAAAAUCGAAUGAUAACAAAAAAAAUCAACAUUCUACCUUUUCGUAAAAAUGGCGUUCACGUAUUUCACACUCGUAUACACAUAUUACAUACACCACUCAUACAAAAGCCCAUACACAAAACCAAUACAAUAUACUAAGAAGAAAUAAAUGAAAUAGAAAAAAAAAAACAGUUUAAAAAAAAAUAAAGAGAAAGAAAAAAGUUAAUAAAUAUAAUUAA
Messenger RNA from Polistes canadensis, 3156 nucleotides. RefSeq names its product protein bric-a-brac 2-like. The coding region runs from base 538 to 1779 and encodes 413 amino acids. Gene Ontology annotation, molecular function: protein binding. The transcript has 6 exons. Gene Ontology annotation, biological process: regulation of transcription by RNA polymerase II. The record is from RefSeq and is a predicted model, not a curated record. Gene Ontology annotation, cellular component: nucleus. NCBI's taxonomy places the organism in Eukaryota, Metazoa, Arthropoda, Insecta, Hymenoptera, Vespidae.